AAAUAAAUAUCCCAAAAUUAGUGGCGGCGAGAGGGAAACCCAAAUUCACAAAGCUACGAGCGAGAGAGAAGAAUGUCGAAGACGCUGGUGCAACCGGUAGGGCAAAAGAGGUUGACGAAUGUUGCAGUGGUUCGUCUCAAAAAGCAAGGCAAUCGCUUCGAGAUCGCUUGUUACAAGAAUAAGGUCCUUUCAUGGCGGUCUGGCGUGGAGAAGGAUAUAGAUGAAGUGCUUCAGUCACAUACUGUUUAUUCAAAUGUUUCGAAAGGAGUUCUUGCCAAAUCUAAAGACUUGAUGAAGGCGUUUGGAUCAGAUGAUCAUACGAAAAUAUGCAUCGAUAUUUUGGAGAAAGGAGAGCUUCAAGUUGCUGGAAAAGAGAGAGAAUCACAGUUCUCAAGUCAGUUUCGGGAUAUUGCAACGAUUGUUAUGCAGAAAACCAUCAACCCUGAAACCCAACGCCCUUAUACCAUCGGCAUGGUGGAGCGCCUAAUGCAUGAAAUUCAUUUCGCGGUGGAUCCUCAUAGCAAUUCCAAGAAGCAGGCACUUGAUGUCAUCCGUGAGCUGCAAAAGCAGUUCCCUAUAAAGCGUUCUCCGAUGAGACUGCGCCUCACUGUUCCUGUUCAAAACUUCCCCUUGCUACUGGAGAAGCUAAAAGAAUGGGACGCUAGUGUUGUCUCCAAAGACGAAUCUGGAACACAGAUGUCCACUGUUUGCGAGAUGGAACCAGGCCUAUUCCGAGAGUGUGAUUCUCAUGUGAGAAAUAUGCAGGGGAGACUAGAAAUUCUCGCUGUAUCAGUUCAUGCAGAAGGUGACACAAACAUGGAUCAUUACGAUGAGCAUGAUGAUAUGGCAUUGCAGACCCACAAGCCGUUGUUACCUGCUGAUACUGAAACUAAGGAUUUGACCGAUCCCGUCAUCGAACUUAGCAAGAAAUUACAGAAGCAAGAGAUAAGUACUACCGAUAACAUAAAGCAAGAAGGUGGAGAAGAAAAGAAGGGGACCAAGUGCAGCACUUGCAACACGUUUGUUGGGGAGGCUAAGGAAUAUAGAGAACACUGUAAGAGUGAUUGGCACAAACACAACCUUAAGCGUAAGACUCGUAAACUCCCUCCUCUUAGUGCUGAAGAAUGCAUGUCUGAGAUUGACAUGGACGACUCUAGAGCAGAUUUGAAAGACUACUCUUUCUGAGAUUACACAGAACUUUUGUUCAAUGUUGAAACUCGUAGUCAUAUGUGAGUAUGAAUACACCAAAGUUGUGGAAUGACAUUUUACAAAAACUUUAAGAGUAAAAUCUUGUGUUUAAG
Molecule: messenger RNA, 1301 nt
Organism: Arabidopsis arenosa
Lineage: Eukaryota; Viridiplantae; Streptophyta; Magnoliopsida; Brassicales; Brassicaceae
Source: the annotation of a GenBank genome assembly